GUUCCGUCCGCGAGCAGAAGCUGGCUGCGGUGUCGUUUUUUCCGAUCAGUCGGACCUUGAUCAAUCUUUUCAACUGUCCUUGUUCUCCAGGUUUUACGCAUUUGAUUGCAAUUGGAAUAGCUUGGAUUCGUGUGUGACUGUCGAUUCCACAUAUUUUUUCGACCGAAUUGGCUCUGAAGCAAUGGAUUGACUUCAGUUUUCCUUCAACCCCUCCACCAAGUUGAGAAAACAGUCUAACCUGCGGUCUCUCCAUACUUCGAGCUCACAAGCCAGCUACAUGUUUCAUCUGGACAGUUUCAAAAGUAGCUGGUACCGGAUGUUUUUAAAAAUUUCGUAGGUGAAACAUUGAAGUUCUUCGUUUGUCUCGGAAGUGUAUGGAAAUAGGUGGCAGAGGAUUUUAAACACGGAUUUUCUCCGGGGUUCUUGAAGCCUGCAAACAUUUAUUUUUGAAAAGUGAUGGCGGAGCGGGGAGCAAGGUUGCUCCUCUCUCUCCUCUGUCUCACCUUUCUUUACCCGGCGACCACCGUGUCAAGACAUGCCGAAAAAGGCACGGCGGCGCGGCCCUUCAGCCCCUUCUGGUUCUCGGUGGAGCCGUGGGACACACUGGCCGUGAGAGGCGCCCCAGCACUGCUCAACUGCUCAGCGCACAGCGGGGACCCUGCCUCGGAGCCCACUGCGCCCCAGGCCCGUGUGGAGUGGAAGAAGGAUGGAACCUUCCUGAGCCUGGCGCCAGACGACGGGCGGCGGCGUGUUCUGCCUGACGGCUCGCUGCUCAUAUCUAGUGUGGUGCACUCCAAGCACAACAAGCCCGACGAGGGAACGUACCAGUGUGUGGCCACCAUCGACAGCCUGGGAACCAUCGCCAGCCGCACCGCCCGCCUCACCGUGGCAGGUAUGCCCCGGUUCUCCAGCCAGCCGGCAGCAGCCAGCAUACGCCUGGGAGACAGCCAGGUUCUGGCGUGCGACGUCAACCCAGACCUGGUACCUUUAGCCCGGUGGGAGCGUGAGCGUGAGCCCCUGGAGCUGAGCUCUAGGCUGGUGCAGCUACCCAACGGAGCCCUGGUGGUGAGCAACGCUUCGGAGGCCGACGCUGGGCUCUACCGCUGCAUGGUGGAGAACGCUGGGCCCGCCAAGACCAGUGAAGAGGCCCAGCUCACCAUACUGCCAGAAACCGGAGAGGAGAGAGAACUGGAGUUCCUGGUAGAGCCACUUCCUGUGACCAAAGUGGUGGGGGCCAGUUUGCUGCUGCCGUGUGUGGUGACGGGUUACCCAGCGCCCUACGUCCGAUGGAUGGUGGGAGACAAGCUUGUCGAGGAGAGUGAGGGGAAGUUGGAGUUGGUGGGAGGAGGCAGUCUGUUGAUCUACAACCUGACUGAGGAGGAUGCAGGCAUCUACAGCUGUAUGGCAGACAUCACUAACAACACUAUCGAGGCCAAGGCAGAGCUCACUGUACAAGUUCCACCGGAGUUCCUGAAGAGGCCGGCCAACAUCUACGCCCACGAGUCCAUGGACAUCAUGUUUCAGUGUGAGGUCACAGGCUCCCCGGCCCCCACCGUCAAAUGGGUCAAAAACGGAGACGCUGUCAUUCCCAGCGACUACUUCAAAAUCAUUAAUGAACACAACCUGCAGGUCCUGGGUCUGGUCAAGUCUGACGAGGGCUUCUACCAGUGUCUGGCAGAGAACGAUGCAGGGAACAUGCAGUCCAGCGCUCAACUCAUCAUCCUAGAGCACGAUGUAGCUCUCCCCACCCCUCCUCUCCCCUCACUGACUCCUGACACUACUGACCAUGUAACGCCAGGCUCCAGAGGUGUGGCUAACCCCACUGGCCCCACCCCCUCCGCCCCCCGUGACGUCGUGGCCUCGCUGGUCUCCACCCGCUUCAUCAAGCUCACCUGGCGCCCUCCAGCUGAGCCCAAUGGAGAAGACCUCACCUACUCUGUCUACUUCAAUCAGGAGGGUACCAACAGGGAGCGUAUCCUGAACACCAGUCGGCCAGGUGAGAUGCAGGUGACCAUUCAGAACCUGAUGCCCGACUCCAAGUACAAGUUCCGGGUGGUGGCGCACAACAAGAACGGCCUGGGAGAGAGCUCUGCCGUCCUCAAGGUGGCCACCCAGGGUGAAGUGCAAGUUCCUGGCCCCGCCCCCAACCUGCAGGCUGUGUCGACAACACCCACCUCCAUCACCCUCAACUGGGACACGCCCCUCACUGGCAACGGAGACGUCCUCACGUACAAGGUCUACUAUAUGGAGAAGGGUCUGGACCUGGAACAGGACAUAGACGCUGGAGCUCUGUCCUACACCUUGAUGGGUCUGAAGAAGUUCACAGAGUACAGCAUUAGAGUGGUGGCCUUCAACAAGCACGGUCCGGGAGUGUCCACAGGAGACAUCACCGUCACCACCCUGUCUGAUGUUCCCAGUGCACCUCCUCAAAACCUCACUGUGGAAGUUCACAACUCAAAGGUAAGCACAAGUCAGCCACUUCUCUUUAACACGCAGACACUCUCCCUACCUCUCAGGUGAUGUGAUAGCUGUGGGCCUAACCCUGUUUUCAAUGCUAUUAGCUCUUGUCAGUGGGCUCAGCUCAUACACAGACUGCCAGCGUUGUGCUUGAACCCUGUAUCGAUCCACCCAGCAAGCGGCUGGAGACUGGGCCUGUCUGAAGGCUUUCGUCUCGCUCUCUCUACCACAACUCCUACAGCCUCACACAUCUAGAGGCUCAUCUCCCACAGGAAGGCUUUCUAUCCAGCUCACUUG
Salvelinus namaycush (lake trout) is the source of this 2754-nucleotide messenger RNA. RefSeq names its product neogenin-like. Lineage: Eukaryota; Metazoa; Chordata; Actinopteri; Salmoniformes; Salmonidae. The transcript is spliced from 12 exons. Gene Ontology annotation, biological process: cell-cell adhesion. Gene Ontology annotation, molecular function: protein binding. The record is from RefSeq and is a predicted model, not a curated record. Bases 457 to 2520 code for a protein of 687 amino acids.